Molecule: messenger RNA, 130 nt
Organism: Funneliformis mosseae
Lineage: Eukaryota; Fungi; Glomeromycota; Glomeromycetes; Glomerales; Glomeraceae
Source: the annotation of a GenBank genome assembly
AUGUAUGGUAGAUCAAGAGGUCAUAGUAAUCAUGGUAGUAGAUUAGAAGGUCAUGGCAGUCAUAAUGAUAAUAGACUAAGAAGUUGUAGCAGUCAUGGUAGUGGUGGACUAAGAGGUUAUGGUAAUUAUG